Molecule: messenger RNA, 1480 nt
Organism: Jaculus jaculus (lesser Egyptian jerboa)
Lineage: Eukaryota; Metazoa; Chordata; Mammalia; Rodentia; Dipodidae
Gene: Tmt1a
Product: methyltransferase like 7A
Exons: 2
Coding region: 55-789 (244 amino acids)
Molecular function (GO): S-adenosylmethionine-dependent methyltransferase activity
Source: RefSeq, a predicted model, not a curated record
AGCCGCGCUCACUGUAGAAUUCCUGAGCUCGGCGCGGCUGGUCCCGGGGCGGAGAUGGAGCUCGCCCUCUCGGUCCUCCAGCUGGCUGUCCGCAUCCUGGCCCUUCCCGUUUACGUGCUCCACUUUCUGGGCUUGUGGAGCUGGAUAUGCAAGAAAUGGUUCCCCCACUUCUUGUCGCGGUUCACGGUGAUGUACAACGAGCAGAUGGCCGGCAGGAAGCGGGAGCUCUUCAGCAACCUGCAGGAGUUCGCGGGUCCCUCCGGGAAGCUCUCCUUGCUGGAGGUGGGCUGUGGCACCGGGGCCAACUUCAAGUUCUAUCCGUCCGGGUGCACGGUGACGUGUGUUGACCCGAACCCCAACUUUGAGAAGUUCUUGUUCAAGAGCAUUGCCGAGAGCCGGCACCUGCAGUUCGAGCGCUUCGUGGUGGCGGCCGGGGAGGACAUGCACCAAGUGGCCGACGGCUCGGUGGAUGUCGUGGUCUGCACCCUGGUGCUGUGCUCGGUGGAGAGCCCGGAACAGAUCCUGCGCGAGGUGCUCCGGGUGCUCAGGCCGGGAGGGGCGUUUUAUUUCAUGGAGCAUGUAGCUGCUGACCGCUCCACAUGGAAUUACUUCUGGCAACAGGUCCUGGAUCCUGUCUGGUACCUUGUGUUUGAUGGAUGCAACCUCACCAGAAAGAGCUGGAAGGUCCUGGAGCAGGCGGGCUUCUCUAAGCUCAAGCUGCAGCACAUCCAGGCGCCCCUGUCCUGGGCUCUGGUGCGGCCUCAUAUCUACGGACACGCCGUGAAGUAGCCGCAGGUGGCAGCAGAGAGUGAAGUCGCCAAUGGUUUAAAGCUGCAGUUUUACACUGACAAACUAAUCGGGGAAAGGCAAAACCUUGUUUUUAGGGUACAGUUGAAUCUAUCCCUGUUUUUUUAAUUUUCUUUUAGUUUGUUUUAAAGUAAUUACUUUUAUUAAGCAUACAUCCAUAUGAUGAUGUAGAUAGAAAUCAUGAACACUACACCAAUUCCCAUCCACCUAGUUGCACAUGAGAAGCUUAGGUUCAUGGACAUUAAAACAUAACACAGCAUCUAUGCAGACUUUUUACAGAAGAGGGCCAUGUGCUUAUUAUCAUUAUACAUGGCUGGUGGCUGGUUUUUCUAUAUCCUGCUUAGCUGUUUUCUGUUGCCUUCCACAGAAUCAAACGUAAAACAAGCCAAAACAGCUUUGAAUUCUCCCCUCAAAGAAACAGUGGUCUUUCAUAAUUGAAAUCUGGUCUUUAUUCGGUGACUUCCUUGAAUAUUCUUCUAGUUGUCCUAUUUAAAUUGCUCCCCAACAGAUUUUAAGUUCACUUCCUCUUUGAGAAGCAGUUAAAUCACUUUAAAAUAAGACUUUAUGUCAGGUAUGGUGGCACAUGUCUUUAAUCCCAGCACUGGGGAGGCAGAAGUAGGAAGAUCGCUGUGAGUUCAAGGCCAGCCUGGGACUCUACAGUGAGACCCUACCU